Molecule: messenger RNA, 2999 nt
Organism: Poeciliopsis prolifica (blackstripe livebearer)
Lineage: Eukaryota; Metazoa; Chordata; Actinopteri; Cyprinodontiformes; Poeciliidae
Product: G1/S-specific cyclin-D2-like
Biological process (GO): regulation of cyclin-dependent protein serine/threonine kinase activity; mitotic cell cycle phase transition; positive regulation of G1/S transition of mitotic cell cycle
Cellular component (GO): nucleus; cytoplasm; cyclin-dependent protein kinase holoenzyme complex
Molecular function (GO): cyclin-dependent protein serine/threonine kinase regulator activity
Source: RefSeq, a predicted model, not a curated record
UCCUCUCAUCUUGCAUGAUGUAUCUCAGUUUAACGCAUGAAACAGAAAGUUCUGCUGAAGAACAAAAACCUUGCAGCCUGAUCCGGUUCGGUUCGGUUCUGCUGUCACAACAAACUGAUUGAAUUCAAGGAUUUCAAACUUGAAUCUUUAUGUUGAAUGAACUUUUCUAGAUGAUCAGUUUGACUUUGGCGGAUGGUUUUUUUGCGCAGGUUUGCGGUUUUGCGUUGCGGGACGGGCAAAGAGGGACAACAGGACGUUGUUGCAUCUGCUUCACGCAGGCAGGCGGAAUCAUUGCGUCAGUGGCGCACGCAGGGCAGGCUUGUGCGCUCGGCGGAUGAGUUAGAGGCGCAGAGGAGAGAGAGGAAAAAGUUUGUGCGGAUCGGAGCGGCGCGACGCGGCGGGACGACGCGUUUCCCUCAGACUUUAUCUGAAGAAGUUCGGCUGGAAGGUCUCCCACCCUCCUUCCGCCCCUAGCACCAUGGAGCUGCUCUGCCUCGAAAUGGACACCAGCAUACGAGCCCGUCCGGACCCGAACCUCCUGCGCGAUGACAGAGUUCUGCAGAGGCUGCUGACCAUCGAGGAGAGGUUCCUGCCGCAGUAUUCUUAUUUCAAAGGCGUCCAGAAAGACAUUCAGCCCUUCAUGAGGAGGAUGGUCGCUACUUGGAUGUUGGAGGUCUGCGAGGAGCAGAAGUGCGAGGAAGAAGUUUUUCCUCUGGCCAUGAACUACCUGGACAGAUUUUUAGCGAUGGUUCCGAUCAAGAAAUGCAACCUGCAGCUGCUGGGCGCAGUCUGCAUGUUCCUGGCCUCCAAGCUGAAGGAGACGCGGCCGUUAACGGCAGAGAAGCUCUGCAUCUACACAGAUAACUCCAUCAGGCCGCAGGAGCUGCUGGAAUGGGAGCUGGUGGUUUUGGGGAAGUUGAAGUGGAACUUGGCAGCGGUGACGCCGAACGAUUUCAUCGAUCACAUCGUGCGGAGGCUGCCGCUGGCCGACGACAAGCUGGUUCUGAUCCGGAAACACGUCCAGACUUUCAUCGCUCUCUGCGCCACAGAUUUCCGAUUCGCCAUGUAUCCCCCCAUGAUCGCCACAGGAAGCGUGGGGGCGGCCAUCUGCGGCCUGCAGCUGGACUCGGCCGACCAAUCCCAGUGGGGCGACAGCCUGACGGACCUGCUGGCCAAAAUCACCAACACAGAGGUGGACGUUCUGAAGGAGUGCCAGGAGCAGAUCGAGCGCGUCCUGGAGAGCAGCCUGCGCGAGGGCCGGCAGCAACAGCAGCAGACGCAGCGGGGCCCCAGCGGGAAGGGCCUGGAGGAGCUGGACCAGGCCUCCACGCCCACAGACGUCCGCGACGUCAACUUGUGAAGCACCAGAGGGCGCCAUUGCACAGGAUUUCCAAGAAUCUUUUUUAAAAACACUUCCAAUCUUCAUAAAAGCAGAAAAAUAGAACAAAAGAGCAAAAAAUCAUUAAAAACACAAGGCCUUAAAGAAAUGCAAGGACAGUGCUGGCUAGUUUUGUAGUUGACCUUUUCUUCAAGUAAAAACAAAAACAAAAAAAAAAACACAAAAGCUCCUGCACAUGAAAUAGAUUUUGUCUGAAGCUCUCGUGCAAAAGCAACAAGCCUGAUGAAGCUGCAGUGCCUUGGAUGCAGAGAAGGGAAUCGUUCUGCCGCUGAAGCUGCAGACAGGACAAUUACAGAGAUCAUCCAUUUUCUAUUUUUAUUUGCAAAGAUGAGUUUUUCAUCGUCUGCAGGCAGUGGGAGAAGAGGACGCGUCCUGCCAGAUCGUCCACCUCUGGAGGGACAGAACUGUGUCGAGCAGACGGUCCUGUUGCCAGGAAACCGCUGGAACAAUAACGGUUAUUAGUAAUAUUUAUAAUUAUUGAUACCAUCAGAAAUAUUUUGGAACUUCAUGAGCUCCUUUGGUUCAGGCUGCUUGUUUGCAUCGGUUUGAGGAAAGAGUGUGUGUGUGUGUGUGAGGGUGUGUGUGUGUGUGAGGGGUGUGUGCAUGUGUGUGUGUGUGUGAGGGUGUGUGUGUGUGUGUGAGGGUGUGUGUGAGGGUGUGCAUGUGUGUGUGUGUGUGUGUGUGUGUGUGUGUGAGGGUGUGUGUGUGUGUGAGGGUGUGUGUGCAUGUGUGUGUGUGUGUGAGGGUGUGUGUGCAUGUGUGUGUGAGGGUGUGUGUGUGUGUGUGCAUGUGUGUGUGUGAGUGUGUGUGCGUGUGUGUGUGUGAGGGUGUGUGUGUGUGUGUGUGUGUGUGUGUGUGUGUGUGUGAGUGCGUGUGUGUGUGUGUGUGUGAGUGCGUGUGUGUGUGUGUGUGUGAGUGCGUGUGUGUGUGUGUUUCUCUGGGGGCCAUCAGACCCACUGUGGGGGUUUUGGUUUUCACAUUUAGAGAUACUGUAUUCCAAAGUGAAGAGCGGUCCGCGGUGUGAAGACAUCAACAACAAAAAGUGUGGAUAUUUUAUUUUGUUUUUGCGCUGCUAUGAGCUAUGAAUAUUUCAUUUAUACAAAAUAACAUUACCUAGUUGUGAUGUGUCACUUGUGUGCUGCUAUUUUAUAAACAUUUGUAUUAUAAUUAUUUUACUGCUUAAAAGAUACAUCCAGAAACAAAGUAGAAGGUUUUAGAAGGUGAAGCGAGUAUUUGACUGGAAAUGUUCCAUUUCAUUUCCUGUUUCCGUCACAUUCUUCUUCAGGGCGUUCCAUGCCUCAGGAUUACUGUCACACACAGAUCCGUCACAUUUACCUCUGCAGAGGCAGGAGGAAGCAUUCCUACUGUUUCCAGGAGCAACAACAGGAAUGAAGCGAGGCUUUAGCUGGACUUUGACCGCAACAGGAAGAGAGGAGCAAACUUCCUGAACCGCCAUGCAUGUUCAUGCUUGUCUGUGUUGGUGCUACAGCUGACUUGUUCUGUGCUACAGAGGGGAAAGUCCCCAGAAUGGCCAAAGUUUCUGCUUUCCAUGUCUAUGAUCACCAUGAAUGUCAUGAAUAAAAAUGGAUUCUGUAUGUGA